CGCGACCCGGGCUCUGUCCGCGGUGCUGAGCGCCCGCCCGGGCGCAUGGGUCAGGUGCGCCAUGGGGAACCGCAGCGCCGCGGACGCGGAUGGGCUGCUGCAGGGGCGCGGGCCGGGAGCGGGCGGCGGCGCGGGGACCCCCGGGGCGGCGGCGGCGCUGGCGGGGGGCGUGCUGCUCAUCGGCGCGGUGCUCGCGGGGAACGCGCUGGUGUGCGUGAGCGUGGCGGCCGAGCGCGCCCUGCAGACGCCCACCAACUACUUCAUCGUGAGCCUGGCAGCCGCCGACCUGCUGCUCGCCCUGCUAGUGCUGCCGCUCUUCGUCUACUCCGAGGUCCAGGGCGGCGUGUGGCUGUUCAGUCCCGGCCUCUGCGACGCGCUCAUGGCGAUGGACGUCAUGCUGUGCACCGCCUCCAUCUUCAACCUGUGCGCCAUCAGCGUGGACAGGUUCGUGGCCGUGGCCGUGCCGCUGAGCUACAACCGCCAGGGCGCCGGGGGGCGUCAGCUGCUGCUCAUCGGCGCCACGUGGCUGCUGUCGGCGGCGGUGGCGGCGCCCGUGCUGUGCGGCCUCAACGACCCGCGCGGCCGCGACCCCGCCGUGUGCCGCCUGGAGAACCGCGACUACGUGGUCUACUCGUCCGUGUGCUCCUUCUUCCUGCCCUGCCCGCUCAUGCUGCUGCUCUACUGGGCCACGUUCCGGGGCCUGCGGCGCUGGGAGGCGGCUCGCCAGGCCAAGCUGCACUGCCGGGCGCCUCGUCGGCCCAGCGGCCCCGGCCCACCGCCCCCCGAGGCCGUCGCGCCCCCCGACGCCGUCCCAGCCGAGCCCCCGCGGCAGGCACCCAGGAGGAGGCGCGCCAAGAUCACCGGCCGGGAGCGCAAGGCCAUGAGGGUCCUGCCGGUGGUGGUCGGGGCCUUCCUGGUGUGCUGGACUCCCUUCUUUGUGGUGCACAUCACCCGGGCACUGUGUCCUACCUGCGCCGUGCCCCCGCGGCUGGUCAGCGCGGUCACCUGGCUGGGCUACGUCAACAGCGCCCUCAACCCCGUCAUCUACACCGUCUUCAACGCCGAGUUCCGCACCGUCUUCCGCAAGGCCCUGCGCCUCUGCUGCUGGGCGGAUCCCUCCGCGUGCGCCCACUGCGUCCUCUGCGAGGACCUGGGCCCGGGAGGACCCGGCCAUGCCUCCGGGGGCAGGACCCCAGUAAGGGAGGGGGUUUUGUACGACUAAGAUUAAACAAAUUCCUUCCUAAA
This is a messenger RNA of Neofelis nebulosa (Clouded leopard), 1245 nucleotides long. RefSeq names its product dopamine receptor D4 (gene DRD4). NCBI's taxonomy places the organism in Eukaryota, Metazoa, Chordata, Mammalia, Carnivora, Felidae. Gene Ontology annotation, molecular function: G protein-coupled receptor activity; dopamine neurotransmitter receptor activity, coupled via Gi/Go. Gene Ontology annotation, cellular component: plasma membrane. Gene Ontology annotation, biological process: adenylate cyclase-inhibiting dopamine receptor signaling pathway; adenylate cyclase-activating adrenergic receptor signaling pathway. The transcript is spliced from 4 exons. Bases 62 to 1222 code for a protein of 386 amino acids. The record is from RefSeq and is a predicted model, not a curated record.